GCCAUCUUACAUUUGGGAGGGAAUUAUCGAAAAUACAUGCUUCGUGUCUAGGAAACCUUUUUGCGGUCUUUCGCCAAGAGCAAUGAAGUCCAGCUACCGCGAAGCGCAAAGGCGUUAAGCAUAAAGAACUCAAUAUGGACAACUUGGAAGGUGUAUCAAGGCGAAAUUGAACAGAUUCGCCAAUUUUAUGGGGAGAUGCUCCAUGAAUUCAACAAGUCGUUUGGCACCACCACCACAGCCGAUGCGAUUGAAGAAGCUCCUGGUUCAAGGCACACUUCAGGCCUUCUUCGUUUUUCUGCUUGGCUCCUUCAGAGAGCAAUCUUAUAUGAGGGAAGGAGAUGGACACUUCUCUCUUUGGCAUCUCAUCAGAUUGGCUAUGUGCCUAUCCAUGGAACUGGCGUGUACCAUUUCCUACAUCAAGCAUGGACUUCCGGACAUAAUGUACCGGACAUCCUCAAAAGAAAAUAUGGGAAUGAAUCCAUGGAGCAUUUCAUUGAUCUAUUCAAAGAAACCUUAUGGGAAAAAUUUUUCGCGCUGGAUAAGCUCUGUCCAAACCGGCUGCGGGCGGCAGACGAGGGAACACCUUCUGACGAAAAACACACGUAGUUUUACUACAGCGUUGAAACCGACGGGGUGAUGAUAUCUGUUAAAUUCAUUAAACGUUGGGAUCGAGACAAAAGAGGAAUUCCAGUUGCUGCCACGGGAGCCUGAUAUGUCGUCAUAAACUCACGGCAUAUAUCAUUUGAGCAAAAAACCGACUGACUUAAGAGCUCCCUCAAGUGUUGGGACAGAAAGCG
Messenger RNA from Radiomyces spectabilis, 797 nucleotides. RefSeq lists its product as uncharacterized. The coding region runs from base 188 to 637 and encodes 149 amino acids. Lineage: Eukaryota; Fungi; Mucoromycota; Mucoromycetes; Mucorales; Radiomycetaceae. The transcript is spliced from 5 exons. The record is from RefSeq and is a predicted model, not a curated record.